GCUGCUGUAUUGCUGAAGUCCAUAUCUAUUUCACCCACUCUUCCUGACCGUGUGCUCCAUGAUUUGAGACUAGGAGGACCUCAGUGUUCUGAAAUGAAGAUGGAGGGAGUGGGAAAAGCAGAGGAACUUGUUGAUUCAGAAGUUCCAACAAAGACUUCUGAAAAGCAAGAGAUGGUUCCUGAUGAAGAUGGACCUAUAGAACUGGACACACAAACUCGGAGAGACACAGUGCCCACUGCAGCAGACCCUGGGGUGCUCUCUUCCAUGCCUUGCUUGCUGAUGGAACUGAGGCGAGACUCCUCAGAAUCUCAGCUAGCAUCUACAGAGAGUGACAAGCCAACGGGUGGCCGAGUUUAUGAGAGUGACUCUUCCAAUCAUUGCAUGCUUUCCCCUUCUUCCAGCGGGCAUUUAGCUGACUCAGACACCUUGUCUUCCACAGAAGAGAAUGAGCCUUGUCAAGCGGAAGCGGCUGUGGAGGGAGACCCUUCUGCGGUGUCUGGGGCUGCAGUUGGGAGGAAAUCCAGGCGAUCCAGAUCCGAAAGUGAAACUUCAAUAAUGGCUGCCAAGAAAAACCGACAGUCUAGUGAUAAGCAGAACGGUCGAGUUACCAAGGUAAAAGGUCACCGGAGCCAAAAGCACAAAGAGAGAAUCCGGCUGUUAAGACAGAAGCGGGAGGCAGCUGCUCGCAAGAAGUACAACCUGCUGCAGGACAGCAGUACCAGCGACAGUGACCUGACGUGUGACUCCAGCACAAGCUCAUCAGAUGAGGAUGAAGAGGUUUCAGGGAGCAGCAAGACAAUCACUGCAGAGAUACCAGAUGGACCUCCCGUUGUAGCUCAUUACGAUAUAUCAGACACAAAUUCAGACCCAGAAGUGGUAAAUGUGGACAAUCUGUUGGCAGCUGCAGUAGUUCAAGAGCACAAUAACUCUUUAGGAAGUCAAGACUCGGGAUCUACCUGGAGGACCAGAGGGCUGCUACAUGAGCUAAGUGCUGAUACAGGUCAUUUGGAUCCAGGCUUCCUUGCAAGUGACAAAACCUCCUCUGGUAAUGCCCAGAUCAAUGAAGAAAUUAAUAUCGCCUCUUCUGAUAGCGAAGUAGAGAUUGUUGGAGUUCAGGAACAUGCCAGGUGUGUGCAUCCCAGGGGAGGUGUGAUUCAGAGUGUCUCUUCCUGGAAGCAUGGCUCAGGCUCACAGUACGUUACCGCUCAGCAAACACCAUCAUGGACAGCUGUGACUCCCCAGCAGAACUGGUCUUCACCCCCAGAAGUAGUAGACCUCACUUUGGAUGAGGAUACCAGGCGCAAAUAUCUACUGUAA
Chaetura pelagica (chimney swift) is the source of this 1317-nucleotide messenger RNA. It is a transcript of the gene ARK2N, whose product is annotated as chromosome unknown open reading frame, human C18orf25. Gene Ontology annotation, molecular function: ubiquitin protein ligase activity. The transcript has 4 exons. Lineage: Eukaryota; Metazoa; Chordata; Aves; Apodiformes; Apodidae. The record is from RefSeq and is a predicted model, not a curated record. Gene Ontology annotation, biological process: ubiquitin-dependent protein catabolic process. The coding region runs from base 94 to 1317 and encodes 407 amino acids.